GAUAAUUGUUUUGAUGCUACUUCCUCACUGUGACGCACUCGAAAGUCCCGUGAUCGUUUCGCUUAUCAAUAUAACGCUUCAAGGACUGGAUUAAACUCAUGUGGAAAGAAAACUGACGACAUUCAUUCUAUUAUAUUUUCUUCAAACAACCGGGAGCAAGAAUUAUUACAGAAAGCAAAAUGCAUUUCAGGCUGUGUUUGUUGAACACCAUGAUAUUUGCGAUUUUUGCUUUCACGUCAGCGGGACCGCUUCAUGCACAGUGUAAAGUUGAAUGGUUCUUUGGAAUCCCUUGCCAUGAUGUUUUCAUCGCCUUGGUAACCCAGAUAAAACAGUGGACCACGGCAGACAACUGCGCUCAUGGAGGAGAGAAAUGUCUGUACACAUUGGAGUCUUCUGAUAUACAUUUCAUAAAGGCAAAGCACACCACUCCAGUGAAGAAGUACGUUGAUGACCUCACCUUCAGACUGCUUCCCUACCCGGACAAUACCAAUUGCCAUAUCGUUGCUUUGUCAGUUUCUGAAGCCUGGUAUGCAAUCUUGGAUUAUGGUACAAACUACUGCAACCUCUUCAACCUUGUGGAAGGAAGUGGCUUAAACCAAUCCCCAGGAUACAAAGAAGUGACCAGCGAUUUCAUAUGCACUCAGCACUCUACAGCUAAUUGCACCAUUUACUGAGUUUCACUUGUGAGUGGUAAAUAAACAUGUGGCACAUUGUAUGAAGCACUUUUUAAGUAACUCAGACCUAUUCACAGCCCAGUCCUUUGCCUUACAAUACAUCUGCAUCGCACACUAUUACCAUUACAUAAAGAGUUAGAAGUAAAAGAAAUAUUAGUCAGUAAGAUUUCAGAAGUAAUGGUAUUCUUCCAUGUGAUCGUGGUGUGCAUGAUUUCUUUUAGACCCAUUUUUUAAAACUGAUUUGUUUAGAGGAGUAUUUCCAAAAACAGGAUGUUUUUUUAAGGUAGCUGCAGCACAAAGAAAUCUCUCUCCCAAACCGCUGACAAAGCAAUGUUCCCCUAGUCUUGUGAUCAAUUUAUUGUUGCUGUGUUUGGUGUUACUGUGUUUUAAAUGUAAAAAUUAUUAUCUUGAUGUCAGCUGUAUAACCGUAUAUAUAUAUAUAUAUAGGUUAUAGAGCUGACAUCAAGAUAAUAAUUAUACAUAUGUAUGAUUAUAUAUAUUUAGAAUUACUUCAUGAUAAUAACAAUAAAUAUAUAUGCAUGCUGUGGUGUCUUGUGUUAAUGGUGAAACUAUAUUAAAAAAAAAAAAGUGUCAGGUUACAGAUUGUGUUUCUUGACUUGACCUCAGCUCUGCUAAGACCUGCUGUAUCAUAUCAUGCUCUGAUGAUUCUGGGUUUGUUUAUUAAAGCAAGAAGGGGCUUGUCAAAUAUAAAACAUGUUUAAAUAA
Molecule: messenger RNA, 1400 nt
Organism: Polyodon spathula (Mississippi paddlefish)
Lineage: Eukaryota; Metazoa; Chordata; Actinopteri; Acipenseriformes; Polyodontidae
Exons: 5
Coding region: 180-674 (164 amino acids)
Source: RefSeq, a predicted model, not a curated record